UCAGUUACAGAUUUGCUUAAAAAAUACCAGCAUUGCCUAAAUCUACUUGCUUUAGGUUAAUGGUCAUUCGCAUCCCAAGAGCAAAUAUACGCACAAAGAAAUUUUAUUGUUAAAGGAUUAACUAUCUGAAACAUCACGUUUCUUUUGGCUACGUCUUGGCAAGGGAGGGACACCCAUCGUCUGCUCCCUGGUUACGCUCCAGGCACGUCACCCCUCGCUCUCCCGCAGGACACCAGCACCGCAAGGGGCUGCUGUCUGGAUGCUGCCAGGUGACUAAAUAGGAAGAUGAAGACAAAGAGACAUAAUAAACCACACUUCAUCUUCCCUGUCCUGAUAAUCUCUUCUAUGUGUUUGCAAACAAGUGCAAACCAUACCAAUUAUCCUUGGGUUAUAAAUGAAACCUGGAACCCUAUCAGCCAAAACCAAAGCGGAAGCCAGAACGUAACAGAAGCCAACACAAAUUCUCCUCUGAGCAUCAAUUUCAGCAGCAAAAUGACUACUUUUGAAAUGCAGAACAGCACCCUGCAGUCCUUAUCCUCCACAACGGCCCAAAAUUCAACAUUUUCCCCCACCAGAAGUGCUGUUUCAGCAGCUGGAGGACCCAGGAACACCAGCAAACCCAAGAGCACAAUGACAAAAGAAACAUGUGAAGACAAUAAGUCUCUUGUACUGAUUUGUUUCAUUAUAAUAGCAGUACUUGUGCUUAUCUGCACCUUCUUAUUUCUGUCAACAGUUGUAAUAGCAAACAAAAUGUCCUAUCUCAAAAAAAUUCAGCAAGGAAAACGUCGGCCCAGGAGCAAUGGCGAUAUUCUGGCGACUAACAGUUUAUGGCCAACUGCAGCAGGAACGUGGCAGAGGAUGCCUAAGGAGACAGCGGGAACCGAACUGAUAAUGCAAGACUUAAUAGCAGGGAGGGAUGCUGCAAUCCAAAGGAAAACCGACGAUGAAACUACUGAGAAACUCACUAAAGAAACAGAUAAUGAACAGGAAAACAAAGAACCCUUAAAGACACACAAACCCAUUUUAACCAAUUUUGUAGUUGAGAUUUAACUCACAGGUAAAAACUCAUCUUUUGUCUUUUUUACAUCAUUAAUACGAGGCAAAAAGUUAGCUUUCAAGUAACAACAUGAAUGUUAACACAGGAAAACUAAAUUCAGGUCUUAGGGGUUUUUUGUUUAUGAUAGUGAAAAUGCUGUAGCAACCUGUAGAUCUAGAAGGCAAUAAGAUGGUGUUAAAUAGCUUUUUAUAAAUAAUGGCAAGGCCGGUUUUACUCCUUUGACCAGAAACCACGGUGAGAGAAGCUGAACAGGAUAAAACAAAAGGACCGAAGUUUGUCCAUUCUCAAAGAUCAUUAGGAGGAAAAAAAGGACUGUUAGCCUAAUAAAUAUACCAUCCCACCAGGUGCUACACAGCCAUAGGCAGAGCGGGAUUUUAAGAAAACCAUAACUCAGUCACAACUUCAAUGCGACUACUGAGCCAGGAACCAGCCUCUCUCAAAACGCUCUUUCAGGUUUUUCCAUCAAGGACUUCUUAAACCAGCUUAAUAGCUUUUGAACCAGAUUGAGAUCUGAAUCAUGUUUCGACUUAGU
Molecule: messenger RNA, 1589 nt
Organism: Chroicocephalus ridibundus (black-headed gull)
Lineage: Eukaryota; Metazoa; Chordata; Aves; Charadriiformes; Laridae
Gene: EVI2A
Product: ecotropic viral integration site 2A
Exons: 3
Coding region: 286-1050 (254 amino acids)
Cellular component (GO): membrane
Source: RefSeq, a predicted model, not a curated record